Molecule: messenger RNA, 11723 nt
Organism: Talpa occidentalis (Iberian mole)
Lineage: Eukaryota; Metazoa; Chordata; Mammalia; Eulipotyphla; Talpidae
Gene: URB1
Product: URB1 ribosome biogenesis homolog
Exons: 40
Coding region: 2919-9557 (2212 amino acids)
Biological process (GO): maturation of LSU-rRNA from tricistronic rRNA transcript (SSU-rRNA, 5.8S rRNA, LSU-rRNA); maturation of 5.8S rRNA from tricistronic rRNA transcript (SSU-rRNA, 5.8S rRNA, LSU-rRNA)
Cellular component (GO): nucleolus
Source: RefSeq, a predicted model, not a curated record
UCUGACAGGCCCGGCUUGGGGGUGUCGGGGGACAGGCCCCGCAGCCUGCAGUAGCCCCGGCCCUCAGGCGUUCACCUGAGGGGACAGCUGCGGCAGCUCGACCAGGAGGCACCGCGUGGGCUUGUCUGUGGAUCAGGAUUGAGCGAGUGGCUGAAGGGGAGCAGAUUCUGUCACUUUAUUUCAUGCUUUAGCAAGUGUGGCCACCCUUCACAACACCUCCUCUGUCAUCCUUAGGUUCUGAGGAAAAAGCACAAUUGAAUGUCAAAAUAAAGUGGUGACUGUUUUUCCUCAGGUUAGCGUUCAUGGCCAUAAGAGCCUCCUUUUCCUGUUUUUCUCCCACAGAUUUUGUUUGUAGCCUUUUGAUACCUACAACUGUUAGCCAGUGCUGGGAAGAAGGGUAAUACCUUCUGUAGCACAGAAUCACACAUAUCAUUCAUUCAUUCAUUAUUACUAGGGGCUAUUACUUCUAGGGUAGAGAUAAAACGAGUAAAAAUCAGACACACAGGACUUGCCACUGUGGAGCUUCAAGAACAGUCAAGUGGGGGAGGGGGUUCCCAUCAGUAAGAUCACCUGUGAAUAGUUCCCACGACCUAGCCUCAAGUGCAGAGGGGUGUGAUGCCUACAGCUGCCUGACGGGCCUCAGGCUUAAAAAGAUCAUAACCACAUUUCAGGGUUUUGCACAGAUAGCUCCAUGACAUCCAAGUGCUGUGCCAUUUGAACCAAUUUUGGUAGGAAAUCUGGGCUGUUGGGCCAUGGAUACAGGAGAAAUAAUUUGAAGUUGUGGCAGAGCCAAAGUCAGAGAGUGAAGAUGAUUCCCUGUGGGGUGUGCUGGCUUCGUGUUUGAGUCAGGGCCCUAUCUUGAAUUCUCUCCGCCUUUCAAUAUGUUCCCCUAACUUCCUGUUAGGAUCCCCCUCAUUGAAAGAUCAGGGAGUGGAAUUGAUGGAUGGAAGUGGGGUUGUUUUCAAUCCAGCCAUGAGGAAAGUUUGUUUUGCUUUUUAUUUAUUUUCCAGCUUUAUUGAAAUGUUAUUGAUCUGUCGCACGUAUAAGUUUAAGGUAUACUGCCCGAUGGUUUGAGAUACCUGUAUAUAUUGCAAAGUGAUUACCACAGUAAGGGUAAUUAAUAUCUCUGUUCCUUCACAUAAUUCUCUUUUGUUGUUGCUGUUGUGAUAGCAUUAAAAGCUCUUAAUAACUGUCUAGUGUACAGUACAGUACUGGUGAGUAUAGUCACUGUGCUGUAUGGAGGAGAUUGCCAGAACUUAACCUCAUCUUAGAGCCAGGAACUUAUCCUCUUUGACCAGCAUCUCCCCAUUUUCCCUACCCCCAAGCAACCAUUGUUCUUUCUAAGGAUCAGCUUGUUUAGAGUCCAAACAUAAAUAAAAACAUAUAGUAUUUGUCUUUUUUCGAUCUUACUUACUUCACUUAAUGCCCUAAAGGUCCAUCUUGUCUCAAAUGGCACAAUUUUCUUCUUUAUGGAGAAAUAACAUUCCAUUUCUGUGUGUGCGUGUGUGUGUUCCAUUUUCUUUUUCCAUUCUUUCUCUGAUCUCUUAUUGUACCUCCUUCACAUAGCAGGGUACUUGCUGCAGUUGGUGCAUGUGGAGCGCUGCAGGGUUAGAUUGGUGAAAACCCAGAGGGUGUUCAGGAGGGAUCAAUGUCAGCAGCAGGGAGGCGGUUCCCAGGAUCGAGAAGAGCUGUGCUCCAAACCAACAUCUUUGGAAGUUGCUGCCCACGACUUCAGUGGAGAUAGAGAAAAGGCUUUAUCAUAAUACUUGAACUCCUUAUCCCCAUGUUGUUACUGCCUUCCCCAUCUCAGUAAGUGGUAAUUCCAACCACCCAGACAUGAUUGGAAUCACAUCUGCCAAAAAUCUCCCUCUGUCCCAGUCCAUUCCCUUGCUGUGUUGGUUUUGCGCCCCUCUGUCUCCUCUGUCAUUCCAGUAUAGACAGCACCUCCUUAAACUCCAGGCUGUAGCUCCUGAAAUCCAGGGCUGCUGCUCCUCCCCUGAUGCCCAUGAGCAGUAUCCUGCUGCCUUCAUGGAGCCCCGCCCGCUUCUCUGAUUUCAUCUUAGGCCACCCUGUCCAUUCACUUACCCAUCCACCCACCAUGCCUGGCCACACUGCACUUCCUAACCUCGGGGACUUGCAUAUCCUUGACCCAGAACACCAUCUCUCCCCUUGUCACCCCAAAUUAUUAUUAACCAUUAUCAGGUUCAACAUUACUUCCUUAAAGAAGUCUUCCCAAUCUAAACCAUGUUCCCCAGUUGUUCCCAUCAUUAUGCCUUUGACUUUUGGACUUUUGCUUUGUAGCAUUACCUCAGUAAUUCUCUAUUUAAACGAUUGUGGUGGGUGCUUAGCAAAUACUCAGGAAGUUAAUGUUGGUCUCCUCAGUUAGACUGCUUUCCCGGCCCUCAUUGUGAACAGGUGCUCGUGCAGGGGUGGCUGUAAGGAUGACGUGCAGAGACGGCAGCUAUGCAGAUGCCCGUCCUCACUGCGUGCCAUCCUGGACUGCAGGAACGAGUUGUAACAGUUUGGAAAAUGAUUCCUUCACACCUCCUGUCCCUCCAGUAACAGCCCUCCUUUUUAUUCUGUGUGUUCUGAGGGGGAAGGGCGGUAACCAGGUGAUUCCAGGAGUGGCCAUGACUGCCAUGACAGAAUGCCACAGACUGGCUAGCUUAACCAUUCCGGAAUUUUCUCAGUUCUGGAGACCAGCAGUCUAAGAUCAGGGUGCAGCCAUUGUGGGUUUCUGACACCAGUCCUAGAAGAUCUCAUCUAACUUUAAUUACUCCUGAGAAACCCUGUCUCCAGAUAUCAACACAUAGGGGUUUGGGACUUCAGGGUAUGGAUUUCAUGAGAACAAAGUUGAGCCCAUAACAUUCAUAGUGGCUCUGUGGCCAGCCUUGGAAGCGUUUGUCUCUGCCGCCAAGAUGCUUCCACGAGAAGACAUGUAUGACGUGGUGGAAGGGUACAUCAAGAUUUCUGUUGAGUGUGCAGAGAUUUUCCAGCUCCUGAGCGGGGAGAAGCGACCUGAAAGUGAAAGAUUAUUAAUAUUUCAAGUUUUCGAGGCCAUAUUAUUGCGGACAGCGAGCGAUCUUUCCCAUUUUCAUGUUGUGGGGACCAACAUUGUGAAAAAGCUAAUGAAUAACCACAUGAAACUCAUCUGUGAGUCCCUGUAUGCCGCUGGCUACAGGAUGGCUCGAGCCUGCCUGAAUCUGAUGACUGCCAUGGUGACCCAGGGUGCUGAGGCUGCCAGAGACGUCUCCAGCCAUUUUGAUUUGAAUAAAAAGACCUUGUACACUCUGGCAACCAAGAGGGACCCAAAGGGAGUGCAGGACGUCCGUCAGGCCUACAUUCAGUUUGCCCUUUCCUUUCUGGUUGCCGGUGAUGACAGCACCAUUGUGCAGGUCCUGGAGUUGAAAGAAUUUAUUCCUUGCAUUUUCAGUUCGGGCGUAAAGGAAGAUAGGAUCUCCACCGUCAGCAUGUUGCUGUCCACGCUGAAAGCCAAGGUAGUUCACAAUAAACAUGUCACAAAAACCCAGAAAGUGCGAUUCUUUACUGGGCAGCUGUUGAACCACAUAGCCUCUCUCUACAAGUGGAAUGGGAUCAGUGAUGUGAGCCUGGAAGAUGUCAAGGCUUCUGCUGAAGAUGCAGGGAAGACCAUGGUGAGGGAACUUGUACACACCUUCCUGAUGGACCUGUGCUGUUCGCUCAAGCAUGGGAUUAAUUUUUAUGACGCAUCUUUGGGCACCUUUGGCAGAGGAGGAAAUCUGACCCUCCUGCACUUCCUGUUGGGCUUGAAAACGGCAGCAGAUGAUGAGCUGGUGGCCGAACUCGUGGUGAACAUUCUUAAAGUGUGUCCCGACCUCCUGAACAAAUACUUCAAGGAGGUUUCGUUUUCCUUUCUCCCGAGAGUGAAGUCCGCUUGGACGAAUAACAUCAAACUGUUAAACAAGAUCUACGAAGCCCAGCCAGACAUCUCCCGGGCGUUUCAGACCAGAGAGUUCAUCCCUCUACCUCGGCUCCUGGCGAUGGUGAUGGUGACCACUGUGCCCCUGGUGUGCAACAAGAUGAUGUUCACCCAGGCAUUAAAUUUGGACAGCAAAUCAGUGAAGCACACAGCUCUGUCCCUCCUCUCCGGCAUUUUGAAGAGAGCACUAAAAACCAUUGAGUACUGCCUAAACAAGGAGGCCUGGCAAGGAUCGGGUGUGUACACAGCCACCAUGAUGGAGGAGUUUGUGCGUCUCUUCAGAGAGGCCCUGAGCAAGAUUGUACCAGAUCUCAACACCGUCGUGUGGGUCUGGCAGUCACUUGUAAAGCAAGAGACAAAACAGGAUGAUAAGAAAGGGACGAAGAUGGGCAAGAGGUCUCCUGCUGCCACUGUGGCUCCCCAGUGCGAUGAUGCAGAGACCAUUCUUCUGAAAGCGGCCCUGCUCCAGGUCAUAUGCCUUUACCAGAAGGUGGUGCCGCAUGUGGUCAUGCAGUACAACUUCGACUUCAGCAAGCUGCUGAAAGGCAUCACCUCCGAGCAGGGCCUUCGAGAGGAGGUGCCCCCCAUUCUGCAGCACCACAUGCUGCAGGUGGCGCUGGAACUGCCUGCCAGCAAGCUGUUAUGGUUAAAGGCCCAGGAAGGCCCAGAUGCAGAGAUUAUUGGAGGAGAACGAUCUGUGUUUUAUUUACUGAUGAAAAUGUUUGUGACCAGCAGCCAUUUGCAGCUCAAGUUAUCAACUAAACUCCUAAUCACUAAGAUCCUGCGGGACACGGGGGUGUUUGAGCACACCUGGAAGGAGCUGGAGCUGUGGCUGGAGCACCUGGACAGCAGCGCGGGCGAGGCCCAGGAGGCCGUGAUCCAGUUCCUGGAGCACGUUUUACUGACAUUGGUGGCAAAUCCCUACCCGUACACAGACAAAGCCUCCGACUUUGUCCAGGAAGCCAGCGCGCUGCAGGCCCCCGCGGCGAGGCAGGACGCCGACGACGCCAGCAUUCCCAUCUCCCACAUCGAUGAUGUUCUCGACAUGGUGGAUGUCCUGGUAGAGGGCAGUGAAGGCUUGGAUGAGGAAGUUGGAUUCUUACUGGAUGAAGACACAGUCCUGCUCACGUUCCCGUUCAGUGCUGUGGUCCCCGCCGCCCUGGAAGCCAGGAAUAAGCUGCUCCUUGGGACAGAAAAUGAAGCAGGGAAAAGUGUCAUGGCGUAUCUGACUGCGGUGCUGACGGACCUUCUCCACAGCCAGCGAGACCCCCUGGCCCUGUGUCUUCUGCUUCAGGCUUAUGAUAAGCUGGAGACUCCACUCCCGGCUUACUGCUGUCAGCUCUCCCGCUUCAACAGCUACUACCGCCUCUGGAUCCCAGAGCCAGCCCGAGAGACCUUGCCGCUGCAGACGUCAGACAGUCUUGCCCCCCAGGAUCUACCGACCUCUUCCUUCUCGGCCCUGCUGCAGGGGGCCUAUGAGCGCGAGGGGGCACUCCUGGAUGAGAGGGUCCAGGCACAGCUGCUGGCUGCCCUCCCGCUCCUUCCCAUGCACCGGAUCCCUCUCGCUGUGAGACACGUGCUGCUGUACCUCCGGAGCUCUGUGGAGAACUUCCGCCAGCUGGGCAGAAGUGCGGGACCAGCCCUGCUGCAGCUUCUCCUGGGCCUCCUCAGGCACCUGGUUGUACACUGUGAGCAACUGGAUGCCCAGAACCAGCGGAAAUGCCAGGCCGCCCAGGCCGAAUCCGACCUCUUUUUGGAUAUGGAGUCUGUGGCCUCGCUGGAGUUGGCCAAUGACAAGACGCUGGAGGAGGUGCUAGUGGCCAUCCUACGACAUCCCACGCUAGAGGGCUGGUUCCUGGCUCUGGAGCAGCAGGCCCUUCCCGCACACACCCUCAGCCCUGUCCUCGUGAAGCUCCUGGCCGCCCAUUUCAGUGCUGGUGUCCUGCAGCUGCUGAUGGCCAGUGCCCCGAUCCUCCGUAGCCUCGGCCAGCUGGGCCUGCUGGCCAAGUACUCGGAGGCCAUCACCCAGAGUGUGUUGAAAGAGCUGCGAAACAAGAGGGCGGGCCCAGCCACUUCGCCAUCAAAGACCCUACCACAGCUGGAGGCCCUGCAGGGGCUUCAUUUGUAUCUAGAGGGCACUCAGCUCCGCGAGGUCACUCUGAACCUGCUGAGACUACCCGAGGCCCAUCUGCUGUCCCAGCGAAACACAAAGUCUCCCGAGAAGGAGAGGCACCUGAAUGCCUUUGGGAAGACCCUGGUCCAGUUGUUGACCAGCAGCCCCCAGGACCAGCUGCAGAGCGGCGAGCUUCUCUGGGCCUCUGAGUAUGUGAGAGGCCUGGGGGCUUUGCUCCCUGCUCUGGCUGUGGACGAGCUGGACACUGUGUUCCUCCACGCUCUGCAGAGAGAGCCCGUGCUGGCCCCCGUGGUCGGGGUCAGCUUGUUUGACUACUGUCUGGCCCGGCACACACCGGCAACCCUGGGCAUUGCCACGCUGCUCCUCCAGCACAGCUGCACCCACCUGCUGCGCUUCGAGCUGUGGUGUGGGCAGGCGGGCUCGGGGCGCUGCCUGCAGGAGAGCCUGGACAGCUUCCUCCCCCUGGUGCACAUGUACCUCCAGCGCAGGACGCGGGGACACCUCACGCGGCCCGCAGCAGUGUCCUCCGCUGUCAUCCCUGUCUUGAGGAAGGCCCUGUGGAGGCGGCUGCAGACUGGUCUUCUCAGUGCCAUCGGGACCCCAGAGUCCGGGCUGCAUCAGGAGAUCCUGGCCCAGCUGGUCCCAUUUGCAAGAGCCAAGGACCUUGGUGUCCUCACGGACCACUUGCCCAACUUGCUUCAGACACCCAACGGUGUCGGGAGCUGGAUCGUGGCUGACUCUGUCUCCGCAGUUCUGGAGGGGUCAGCGGAAGAGCUGCGUGCCUGGAAAAAGAUUCUGCUGGAGUCCUGUGUGAAGUGGCUGGUGGCUGCUUUCAGUGAGGGCCCGCAGGAGGCCGACAGCGCCAGGGAACAUGAGAAGCAAGUGCUGCUGAGAUUUAAAGAGCUGUUGAAUUCACUUCAUGAAGUUGAUCCUGAGGAUUGGCAGAAGUUUGUGAAGACUGGACUCAAAUUUCGGUAUCAGGACCACGCGUUUUUGCAGGCCCUCCAUGCUGCCAUUCAGCUGCUCUAUCUCCCGGAAAAUUCCAUGUGCUCAAAGCUGGUCCCACUGCCGAUGGUCCACAUGAUGCUCACCCAGCAUUCUCUGUUUUUGCCAACUCUGCUGACGUCCGAACAAGAGGAAAACCCAGACAGUCAUGUACAAGAAGCACUGGUGGACCUGAUGUUGGUGGUGGUAAGGAUGUGCCCCUCAGUCUGUGAGAGCAGCCACUUCGCGGUGCUCCUUGGGGCCUAUGGCGCCUCCCUCAGCAUCCUGGACCAGAAGAUUUUGCUUCUUCUCCGGGCAUAUGAACAGAACCGCCUCAGCCUCAUCAACUUCAGGGUGCUGCUGUGGGGCCCGGCGGCCGUGGAGCAUCACAAGACGUGCAAGAGCCUGGGCAAGUCGCUGUGGCAGGAGCCGAGCGCCGGGGACAUCCUCCGCUUGCUGGAUCAGGACCGGAUGAUGAAGACCAUCCUCCAUUUCCCCCAGCACCGCAGGCUGCUGCCCCCUGAGGAUGCACAGGAACCAAUAUUUACAGACAGGAGAAUAGUGGAUCUCGACAGCCUUUAUGACCCCUGCUUUCUCCUUCAUCUCUUCAGUGAAUUGACGAGACCAGAAUUUGUGGUGGAUUGUCGAAAAUUUUUGGAUUCAAAUGCUCUCGGCCUCACAUUUGCGGCCCUCAGCAGCUACGACCCCCAGAUGCGAGCCGCUGCCUACUACGUGCUGGCCGCCUACUACUCACACUUGGAGGGGGCGCGUUUCCGAGAGCAGGCCCAGCUACUUUACCUGUUGGAUGUGGUCAGGAACGGGAUCCGAACUCAGAACAUGAGACUCACCUUUACCUUAAGUCUCUUCAUUGCCAAAGUGGCCCUGCAGAUUUUGAAGCCAGAGGAGCACAUGUACUUGAAGAUCAGCAAGUUCCUGCUGUCACACGAGUACUUGAACAUGAACAAAAUUCCAGGCUUCUACCAGUUCUUCUACAGCUCAGACUUCGAGCAAAAAGCGGAGCAGGAGUGGGUGUUCGGAAUCCUGCGGCAGGGCAUUCGAGACAAGCACUGCUACGAGCUGUACGCCAGGCGGGGCGUCUUCCACGUCAUCUUGUCCUUCUUCAACAGCCCCUUGUGUGAUGACGUGGCACAGAAUUGGAUCCUGGAAAUUCUCCAGAAUGCUGCCCAGGAUACCAAAUCUGCUUAUGCGCUCCUACGAGACUACAGCCUCUUAACAUGGAUUUUACACAUCCUGGAGAGCAGGUUCCUGGAGACCCCUCUGCUGUCUAACGUCAUCUCCUUGCUGCACACGCUGUGGGUGACCAACCUGGGAGACAAAGGAGUAGUGCUGGGGAGCCUGCCUCCCGACGGGCCCGGGCCCCAGGAGCCCCCGAAGCUGCUGGCCCUGCACCUGGUCAACGAGUUCCUUUACGUUCUCCUUGUGCUCACGAGGCACCUGAGGCCCACCUUGGCCCCUGCCCAGCUGACCAGCUUCUUUGGGGCCCUUGACACGGUGCUGAGGUACCGGACCACCGUCCUGCAGGCCUUCAAGGACAUGAACCGCUUCACGGUGAACGAGACGGUGCUGUCCACCAAGGACGUGCUCGUCCUGCUGCACAAAUGGAGCCUCCUCGAGAGAGACGUCAGGCUCCAGGAAGACCUUCGAGCGGCCGUGGAGAAGCAUCCAGCCAAGGAGCUUCUGAAGAUGUUCAAGGAGAAGAACAAGCCUGCUGUGCCAGCCCGCGCCAAAGGCCCCCGGGGCCGGAAGAGGCGGCCUGAGGAGGCAGAGGCAGCGGCUGAGCCUGAGCUGCAGGCAUCCAGCUUGGAGACGUGCAGGGGCCUCCUGAGGUCCAUACUGACUCACUGGGGACCCGUGUACCCCAGCCCUGAACUGCCUCAGGAGUCCACGGACGGGCCCGAGAACAGCGCCGGAGGCUCUGGGCACGCCGCUGCCUCCCUGGUGGUCAGCUGGGUGCUGCGGUCAGUGGCCGGGUGCCCCCUCAGCAGGGCAGAGGCGGCAGGACUCCUCGGCUGGCUUAAGAGCUACGUGUUGCCACAGCCGGCCCUUGUGACCGACCUUCUCAGGGACAAGGCCGUGAGGAGCAGCUUGUUCAGGCUGCACAGCCAGCUCUGUGGUGCUGAGCAGCUGGCGGGGCCCGAGCUGAGAGUGGCCUGCCUGUUCAACUCCGUCAUGCUGCAGAUGAUGGCGACCCAGGGCCCGGCAGGGAGCGCCCUCGGGCAGACAGUGGAGGCGCUCUGCUGCCGCUCUCUGGAAGACGAGGAGGAGGAGGCCACGAGAGCCACCGCGGCCUUCCUGGUGUCUCUGUACAUUAAGGACGUCUGGCUGGGGGCCCAGCAGCCAGACACACUCCUGCACCACGUCCAGAUGACCUGCGACUCUGCAGAGGAGGAGCUAAGCAGCGGCGGAGAGGCCAUCGUCCUGCUCUGCAGGGAUGUCACGGCCUCGGCCCCAGACGCCUGACGCCCUGUCUGCUGCCCUCAGCGCCAGGUUCUAGGAGACUGAUGGAGUCAAGGGUUUCUGUGGCAGGCAUGUGACGUGGCGGGCUGCGUGUGCCACUCAGUUCCCUGGCCAGAGGGCUGGCAUUAGUUGACCAUGGCCUAACGAGCUCAAGGGACUGUCCAGAAUGGUCGGUGCUGGGCGCUGGCCGUGCCCCUCGGCGCCAGGCAGGCGGGCCCUUCCUCCUGUCGCGGAGGUCGUGCUCUGAGCACCCAGGGGGUUCCAGACAGUAAAGUAAAACGUCAAAAGACACAUCGGAUAAAAGAACGCGAAGAGAAGUCACGACAAAGCUUAGCCUACGACUGUUGGCGUAAUUAGGCUCCCGCCCGCGUGUGUUCAGUACUUCACUGCAUGAGAGUGUGUUGUAUGGAACCCUAAAAGCAGGCGCCCAUUUGACUUCUGCAGCUGUGUUCUUUUUAAAGGUGUAUUUUAAAGAGGGGAAUUUGAACUUUAUAACUUCUUGUUAAUAAAUUUCUAUUUUUGUUAGACUUUUGUACGUUGCUUCAUUGAUGUUGUCUGUUUUUGUGCCAUGGAGAGCUGCAUUUUAGAGGCCGGGAUUUGACUUUCAAGAUUCCUAUAGGUUGGAGUUGUCGCGGACAGAUGUUGAAAAGGAAGCUUCACGGGUCUCAGAUAAAAUCCCAGCCUGUGUUGAGUCCCGGCACGCAGCUGGGCCCCGGGCCUACUGGCCGUCGUCGCCCGGCAGCACCGGCAGCGGCCCCAUCUGACAGCUGCAUGUGCCUGCUCGCUUGCCAGGCGGCACACGUAGCCCCAAGAAGACCUUUCCAGACCAGCAGUGUUCCUCAGACUCUUUCUAGACUCUCUUCUGUUUUGUUUUUUGAAUGACUUAAGAUUUAAGCAAGACAAGGGGAACGGUUAUCUGUACCUUGUCCCCUUCCUGCAAGCAGGGCCCACUGUCUGGAAAACAAGUGGCUGCCAAACAGCCGCAACCCAGGUCCGUGGGGACUGGCUCCAGGACACACCCCCACACCCCCCACCACGCAAGCCCCUUGCAGAAACCGGCAUAGCUGGGCAUGGAACUACACAGACUCUCUGCCCCCGGUCGUCUCUCGGUGACCUGUGACCACGAAGACCGCGGCGUGUCACCGCUGGGUAAACGUCCGACGCGUCGCUGCCUUGGGAAGUGAGCACAGGAAAGAAGGCCCGCUCAGGGGAAGCGUCACGGGCCUGACCACGCGUCCCGUCCCGUCUGUGGAUGCCUGACCCGAGACACGGAGGGCGCCAGCGUAUUCUGAAGUCGGAAUCCUGCUGGAUGCCAGUCGGAACGCCGCGUGCUCCUCUCGGCCACCUUUGCAGCCCUGGGGGGCUGCAGUCUCCCCUCUCGCAUCAUCCCUUCUAGCCCCCUGCGCCUGCCUGGCCUGGUGAGAGCCGUCACCGGUGGAGAGGUUUUAGGGGUUGUGUGCUGUGGUGCUGUCUCUGCACAAGAGGACUAGAUCCUAAGGGGGUGGGGGUCUCUUCAGAGGUCACAUAAGGUCACCAUUGAGAGGGGACCCUUCCAGCCACUUACAGCUGUUCUGCUGGCGGCAAUAGGAUCUGGGAUUUCUCCCCUUGCCUUUGGGCCCUGCCUGCUCCCUCCAGGGGCGGUGCCGUCUCUGCUCAGUCUCUGGCAAGCUUUGGGAGGUCGGGAUAGGGCCCCUGACUGCUCAGCUGGCUGGCUGGGCACCAGCAGGGGAGGAAUGAGGGCUUCACAGACCCCUGGGGGCCUGGAAAGGUGCACACUGGCCCAGUGAACUCAGGCUUAGUAAGAUGAUGCAGAAUAGUUGACGCUAAGCAGUGAACAAAUAUAUUUUUGUUUUCCCACCCUCAGACAGGAAGCAAACAGGAGACAGGUGUUAAAAACAAUCCGCAGCAUCUGGCACUGCCUCCCGGCUGCUGGAUGGGCUUGUGCGCACCCAGAUCCAUGCCGGGGUGCGCCUCCUAGCGGUUGGUUGAGACUCUGUCCCACGCACACCGGUGUCCGAAGGCGUCCGUGUCCCGCUGCUUUGAGUUCACCGCUUGGCUCAGCAGGCGCAGUGCUUUGCUGGUGUCAGUUCUGCAGUCAGGUUUGUCUCCAGAACAGACCACGGGGCUUGUUCCUGCCAUCAGCUGAGGCCGUGGGGUCCAGGUCCCAGA